Messenger RNA from Acanthosepion pharaonis, 483 nucleotides. Lineage: Eukaryota; Metazoa; Mollusca; Cephalopoda; Sepiida; Sepiidae. The record is from the annotation of a GenBank genome assembly.
AUGACCCAGAUUAAAUCAAUCAAUAUUCAUCUCCCCUCCCCCUCCACUGUCUCGCACACACUCUUUCGCCGCCUACCCCACUCUCUACAGAAACCUUGUCCCCGGUUCCUGUGGGCAUUGCUGAGAGAAAAUGGCCGACGAUUCAUCGACUGUCUUUUCUUCUUCUUCUUCUUCUUCUUCUUCUUCUUCUUCUUCUUCACCACCCCAACCACUCAAUUUCAACCCCCGCAGUCCCUUGACCCUCAUUUGAAUUCCCCUAUCCAGCCUGUUGUCACAACAAAAUAUCAACCCUCUCUCUCUCUCUCUCUCUCACUCUAUCUAUCUAUCUAUCUAUCUAUCUAUCUAUCUAUCUAUCUAUCUAUCUAUCUCCCUUUAGUGUUUUCAGUCACAAACCUUCUAUUGGCAGAGUCAGGUAAAGAAGCUUAUCAGAUUCGAUUCUCUUCUCCUUUUGUCGAAGAGUGGAAUUGCCAAAAUAUCUAUUGA